GGUGGUUCCUCCACCACGGAGGUCGAUCCACCGGCUCUCUGUCUCCUCCCAUCGCCGUCCCCCUGCUGCCGUGCGCGGCCACACCUGCAGCAGACCGUAGAGACGGUGUGGAGGAGCGAGGACGCCCGGACACAUCCAGCAGCUCGCAUCGCUUCUAUCCGGACCCUGUGGUGUGAGUGAGGAUCAAUGCACGGGAGACAAACAGCGACCGGAGGCUGGGACACUUUAAAUCAUGGGGAUUAACGUAAAAGAGGAGGAAGAGGAGGAAGAGGGGGAAGAGGCGCAGAGACCGACACCGAGGAGCGCGCACAGAUGACUGGCGACUCUCUGCAAAACCAAACUGGAACUUCUCUGGAUGUUUGGACUCUUUGCUCUGGAAGUUGAUGCCGAUAAGAGUUUUUAAUUCACAAAGAGCUGGAGCCUUGAGUUCUGGGACUAUACAAGGAGCAACUCCCCUGAAUCGUCUGGAAUACACUGGUGGUGAAUGAAAUAAGACUUUGUAGAUUAUCACCUGCAUUUCGUGGUGGUGGCUUCCCUAUUCAGCAGGCUGGGAGUGGCUGUACGAUGCCUGAACUGCAUAACUUUCCCCCCCUGAGGGACCCCAGUGGCCCUGAGCUGGGCUUGAAUGGCCCUGCAGACCCAGCUCGAAUUCAGAACAACAUCCUGGAGGAGCAGGUGGAGCUGUGGUGGUUCAGAGAUCCUGGGAAGUCGGUGCUCUGCUACUGCGUGGCCGUGCUCCUGAUCCUGGGAUGUGGGCUGGGAGGCGUCGGCCUUCUCUCCACCACCACCAGCGUCUCCAGCGAAUGGCGGCUGGGCGUGGGCACCGCCCUCUGCCUGCUCGCCCUGGGCGUGCUGCUCAAGCAGCUGCUCAGCUCGGCCGUGCAGGACAUGAACUGCAUCCGCAGCCGCCAGCGCAUCGACAUGCUGAAGAGCGGCGGUUUAUCCGACCUGCUCGUGGUUUCCAUCACGGGGGUGUCACUGUUGAUCUGCGGAGGGGUGCUGCUGCGUCUGGCCCUGGUGAACCACAUGCCGAAGCCGGGCCAGGCCCUGAAUGACAUGUACAUCUCCGGAGUGGUUCUGCUGGCUGGAGGGGGGGCGGCAGUAGCGGGUGUUGGGAUUUAUUUCGUCGUGGUGAUCCUGCUUGAGAGGACGAGGCCCGGACGAAGGCUGCUGGACCGGGUGCUGAAUGUCUUCACUGUCUCUGGACGCAUGGAGCGCCAGGGUCGCAGAGAGACCACCUCCAGUCUGGCGAACCUCAUAUGAGACAGAACCACAAUAAAACCGUGUAAUUUGGCCCCUUGCUUUUAAGAUCCGAACAUUUGCCUCACGUUAGAGGGAAAAUGAUGAAAACACUCUUUACACACUGUCCGUCAGCAGCUGGGUCGCAUGGGACAUGUCUGCUCGGUGAAGAUGUGGUUAACGAGUCCUCAUGUCUUUUUGUUUUGUCUGCAGGUCUCUGACAGACGCAGGCACAAGGAGAAAUGAUGAUUCCAUUAAUAUUUAGAAAGAUUUUUAUUUUCAAUGAAAAGCACAAAUUCUAUCUGGUGAAAUAUCAGUUCCAAAACAGGAGUGUUUUAAUGUUAUUGUUAUCACACAGAAUUUAUAACAAAGGAUCUGUAAUGUGAGCAUCACUACAAUGGUCCCAUUUGAUUAUGCUCUUGUCAAAUAAUUUCCGACAAUGUAACACAACGGUGGCUGAGACGUCUCGCACAAGCGAACUAACAGAAAAGUUAUUGCUUGAAUGAAAAAGCCACAACACAAUUGCUAACUCCACAAGUUAGAUGCAAAAGCCACAACACAACUGUAAAACCCACACAACGGAAACACAACCACAAUGGAAUGGAUGUUGACUAAAAUGAGCAGAGAUACUUACUGCGGUCACUGUCACCUGGAAAAAACCCAGUCAAGCUAAUCGCUGCUUGAAGGUUCAGUGCGUAGAAUUUAGUGACAUCUAGUGGUGAAGUUGCAAUUUGCAGCUGAAUACCCCCCCCCAUCCAAAGGGAGAAAGAGAACUUGUGGUAGCCUUCCGUUGUCAUAAAAACUGAAAAUGGGUCAAAAACCCGGCGGCCCAUGUAGAGAGUUCCCGCUACCGAUGUAAUAUAAAGUAUUUAAAUUCAAAGGGGUCAUUCUACGGUAAAGAAAAAUACAAUUCAUACCAUUUAGAUGAAACACAUUGGUAAAAACAUCAGUAGGAUUAUUUUAUAUUCAAUUUCUGCCAAUAGAUCCUUUCCCGUUUUCGUACAGGUGCAUUCUUUCGGAUUCCUUCCCAAUUCUGUUGAGGUUGUGUUUCUGUUGUGUUGCUUUUGCUUUUGCAGUUGUGUGUUUGCCGUUUAGGCCCUUGUGUGGGUGUCUCGACCUCAGUAACACACAUAUGGAGAAACAGGAAGCUGGUUUGUCGCAGAUGAUAUGAGGUUGUGGUUAAAGGGGCCAGUUACACAUAGGUGUGUGUGUGUGUAGUAUAUCUGCUCUAAACAUGUAUCCUGUCAAAGUGCUCUUGGACCACACGUCUGUCCUCUACCUACACUGAUGAUCCACGAUAGUAAGUUGUCACGGAUCAGAGCACGAGCUGAACGGCUGUAAAUAGAAAUUACAAAAUCCAGUGAUAUAUGGGACGACAUAAACAGGACAAAUAAUCUUAAAAAAAAAAAAAAGUUUUGUCUUUUGUAAUCCAUGCAGCGACCCUCACUCUGUCCAUAUGAUCUCAUGAAGUUCUGUGCAGCUGAUGAAUCUGACUGUGGAUGGCUGAAGAGGCGAGAGAUUCAACGUGGCUCGACUUCUUUGGAUUUAAAUUAAUUCAUCAGUUGAAUAAUAAGUGAUUAUGAUCCAUGCAGCAGGACUUUGGUGUGAUGUUUAUCCGCCUGUAACACGAGAAGACGACAUGAUUGUUUAUCAGAGAAUGACACCGGAGCACUUUACCGACUGUCCCUGGAUCACUUGUGGUUUCAGUAUUUUCUCAGCCGUGACUCCUGCAGCUCCUUGUUUUUACUUUAACCUGCUUCUUCUACAUUUUAGACAUCACACCGAAUCCAUUGAUUGUGUGUAACGCAACAUGUUCACUCACUUUGCAGGAGUCAUGGAGAAUCACCAUCUCCUCCAAUCUGUUGAGUUGUUUUUUAACUUCUUGGCUUCUUUGUUUUUGAUCAUGAUUUUGAAUGUGAAUGUUUUCAUCAAACCAUGUGGGUGAGAGUUAAGCAAUAAAGCUCAGAUGAACCAA
Messenger RNA from Platichthys flesus (European flounder), 3214 nucleotides. RefSeq names its product transmembrane protein 125. The transcript is spliced from 2 exons. The record is from RefSeq and is a predicted model, not a curated record. Lineage: Eukaryota; Metazoa; Chordata; Actinopteri; Pleuronectiformes; Pleuronectidae. The coding region runs from base 565 to 1263 and encodes 232 amino acids.